This is a messenger RNA of Saccostrea cuccullata (small rock oyster), 322 nucleotides long. RefSeq lists its product as uncharacterized. The record is from RefSeq and is a predicted model, not a curated record. The coding region runs from base 44 to 322 and encodes 92 amino acids. The transcript has 4 exons. NCBI's taxonomy places the organism in Eukaryota, Metazoa, Mollusca, Bivalvia, Ostreida, Ostreidae.
AUCACUACAACAACAAUUGGAAAGGUCUUGCAAAACAAGGAGAAUGAAAACUAUGGACUAUAACGAAGUUCUAGAUUUCGGGGAUGGCCCUGUCACAGACGUGGACACAAAACUUGAGAUAUUAAAAUUCAGCUACAACUGGUCAGAUGCAGUUGAAGAGGAGGAAAGACGUAUGGAGGAAGAACAAAAGCAGCAGAAAGAAAUGAAAAAGAAGAUGGAAAAAGAAAUUUCAGGGGAAGAGAAGAAAGAUUGCAACAAGAACCGCAAAAGGUAUCAUAAAAUAACUGACCCAGCGGGCUCAAUUUGCUAUUUUUUUUUGUAG